AUGGGCUAUGGCUUUGACAAUUCCUGGUGGGGAGGUGCCCUGGGACUGUCACCUUUUGGCAAGAAAUAUGGCUCCUGGAUGAGGCCUCCAACGACUGGAGUAUUCCAUCCGAAAAGCAGUCUGCUGGCACGGGAACAGGUCCUGCGGGUAUCAUCCUCGGCUGUCUGGUUGCCCCGUGGCUGUGCUCCAACCUUGGUCGCCGACCGACUUUGCUCGUCAGGCUGGCUUCCUGACUCUAGGUAUUGUAUUGGAGGCCACUGCUCUCACGUCCUUUUGGCAGUUGGUAGUUGGUCGCAUUGUGGUCUACUCGGGUAUUGGUUUGGUAUCCAAUGUGGUUACAUGUACCAAUCUGAGUGUGCGCCCGCAAAGUUUCGAGGAAUCAUCUGUCCCUACCCCUUCCUCCCUGAAACGCCUCGCUUCCUCGUUUACCGCGGCCGUUUUGCAGAAGCUGAGACUGCAAUCAAGGAUCUAUAUGGGCCCAAUUAUAAUGCAGCAGAAGAAGUGCAGCUCCUGCAGCUCCAGGUGGAGGAGCAGCGUGAGCUUCACAAGGCGACAAGCGUGAUAGACUGCUUUAAGGGAACGAACCUGCGACGCACCAUCAUUGCAAUGGGCGUUCAGAUUCUACAACAGGCCCAAGGUGUCUCUUUAUCAAACAAUUUCAUUGUGACCUUCAUGAAGCAGUUUGGCUUCGCCGACCCGCUGAAAUACGACGUGAUCGUUAUCGCUUGCGGCCCCGUCGCCAGCGUGAUUUCUUUCUACACCUUUGACAAGAUUGGCCGACGUUCCAACGUGUUUUGGGGUGUAUUCGCCAUGGCCGCGAUGAUGCUGGGCGUCGGAGGUACCACCGCACACGGCUACAGGGUUCGUUCAAAGAUGACGCAAUAUGGUUGCGUUGCCAUGCUUGUUCUUUGGUACUUCUUGUACGGUCUCUCCUGGGGACCCGGUGUGUGGAUUCUGGGUGGAGAGAUUAGGUUCGGCCAGUUGCGCGAGCACACCCUGCUCCUGUCAUCACUGGAAAGUUUCGUUACCUCGGUUCCCAUCAACUUCGUCAACCCGUACGUCCAAGCCGCGAUUGGCGGCCGAACUGCGCUUAUUUACGGCAGCUUCUCUGUUGCUGCUAUGGCGUUCACCAAGGACCGAUCUCUGGAGGAACCGGAUGAAAUGUUCCAGCAGAGAAUCUCAACGCGCAAGUUCAAGAGUCAUAUUUGUACUGGAAUGGGUGCCCAGAUUACACAAUUGGAAAACAAGGAGGAUGAGAGUGAGAAGACGAAGGUUGAGCAUGUCGAGUCUGCGAUCUAG
This is a messenger RNA of Penicillium argentinense, 1299 nucleotides long. RefSeq lists its product as uncharacterized. Gene Ontology annotation, biological process: carbohydrate transport; transmembrane transport. Gene Ontology annotation, cellular component: membrane. The transcript has 3 exons. NCBI's taxonomy places the organism in Eukaryota, Fungi, Ascomycota, Eurotiomycetes, Eurotiales, Aspergillaceae. Bases 1 to 1299 code for a protein of 432 amino acids. The record is from RefSeq and is a predicted model, not a curated record. Gene Ontology annotation, molecular function: carbohydrate:proton symporter activity.